AAAAUCUAUUUGGGACAUCAAAGAGAAAAACAACAGUUGGUUUUAACAGGACCCUUUGAUAGGGGCAGAGAGAUCGGUUGCUUGUUCAUUUUUCAUGAUCAUACUGUCGUAUCAUUGCUGGCUCAGAGGAGGAGAUCAAUAAGAUUGAUUAUAGGAGAAGCAGCAGACAGAUUGGUAAUCAAAUUCUACAGAUGGAAACAGAGAGCCGAUUGGUGCGCAUGUGCAUAGAAGCAGCAUGUGAUAGUAGAGAAAGUGUUGAGAAAUGGAGGCGCCAACGGCGGUCUCUUGAGCGCAUCCCUUCUCCUCUAGCUGACGCUCUCCUUGGCCGCCUUAUACACCGCCGCAUCCUUUUCCCUUCUUUGCUCGAACUUUUCAAACAAAGCGUGGAGGUGGUUGACCUGAGAGGUGAAAGCGCUGUAGACGCAGAGUGGAUGGCAUAUUUGGGAGCAUUUCGUUACUUACGUUAUUUGAAUCUUUCCGAUUGCCGUAGAAUCAAUAGUUCUGCACUGUGGGCUUUAACUGGGAUGACUAGUCUGAAGGAGUUGGACCUUUCUAGAUGUGUUAAGGUUACUGAUACUGGCAUUAGGCAUCUUCUAUCAAUUUCUACAAUGGAAAUACUGCGAAUUUCUGGAACAGGUCUAACUGCAGAUGGGGUUGCACUUCUCUCCUCACUCAGAAAUUUGUCUCUCUUGGAUUUGGGUGGUUUACCUGUCACUGAUGUGGCAUUGAGUUCUCUACAGGUACUGACAAAGCUAGAGUACCUUGACCUCUGGGGAAGUAACAUAACCAACAAAGGGGUCAUUGCUCUCCAACGGUUUCCCAAACUUAGUUUUCUCAACUUAGCUUGGACUAGUGUUACAAGGCUGCCGAACAUGCCAUCUCUUGAAUGCUUAAACUUGAGCGACUGUGCCAUUGAGUCUAUACUUGAAGGUGAUGGCAAUAAAGCUCCUCUAACUAGACUCGUACUCUCAGGAGCCACAUUUGCAAAUGAGGCUGAAGUGUUUUUACAUAUAAAACGAAGUUUUCUAUCUUUUCUGGACGUGUCCAAUUCAUCCCUUCAGGGAUUCUACUUCUUACCCUGUAUGGAAGUGCUGGGACACUUGGAUCUUAGCUCUUGCAUGAUGGGAGAUGAUUCGGUUGAACUGAUUGCAUGUAUUGGAGCCAACUUGAGAAAUUUAAAUCUGAGCAAAACUAGAGUUACUUCUAAUGGGGUAGCUAUUUUAGCACAACACGUCCCGAAGCUUGAAUUUUUAUCACUAUCUCAUGCUCCAAUUGAUGAUUUGGCCAUCUCACAUAUUGGCAUGAUGCCUUCCUUGAAGGCUAUUGACUUGAGCAAUACAAACAUCAAAGGUUUCAUUCACCAGGCAGGUGCAGAGACAAAUUUGAUUCCUUCGCUGACAGCUUUGCAGAAGCUAAGUGAUUUGCAGAGUUUGAAUUUGGAGCAUACCCAAGUCAGGGAUGCAGCCCUAGACCCUGUAUCAAGCUUCCAAGAGUUGAGGCACCUAUCUCUCAGAAGUGCUUCCCUUUCUGACGCUACACUUUACCAUUUAUCAUCUCUAUCAAAGCUGACAAAUCUUGCCAUUUGUGACGCUGUGGUGACAAAUUAUGGACUAGACUUAUUCAGACCCCCAAAAGCUCUGAAAAUGCUAGACCUGAGGGGUUGUUGGCUUUUGACUGAGGAGGCCAUAUCGGCAUUUUGUAAGAAACAUCCAGUAACUGAAGUGAGGCAUGAACUCCUCAGUACAUCUAUAUCAGAUCAAACUAGUGCUAACCGUCCAUCCCCAUCACGAAUACUUUUGAGACCUUCACAGGUGAACCGGAAGCAGGAAAAGAUGCCUGUCUCUAGGCCAAUGUCUAAUACUUUUAUAGAUCAAAGACUGAAGUAUAGCAGAGAGGAAUUACUUGCAUUACAAUAUCAUUCUUUAUCACUGGGAUCUUCUGACAAUAGAUGUCUUGCGAUGCCUGAGAAGCAAUUUGAUGAAAAAGAUUAAUUGCUAUUUUGCUACUAGCCAAACAGUCCAUUACCUUGCCAGUUAGGGGCUUAUCUUCGCCCUUCACUUCUAUAGAACAAAAUGAGAUGAAAAUGAUAGUUGGAAAUUUGUUUUUAUUGUUCUCAAUAAACCGAUACAACACGACUUUGUUAUUUAUUUCUCAAAGAAAAGAAAAUUGUUACCCAGAGUUCAUCAA
Molecule: messenger RNA, 2187 nt
Organism: Jatropha curcas
Lineage: Eukaryota; Viridiplantae; Streptophyta; Magnoliopsida; Malpighiales; Euphorbiaceae
Product: Leucine-rich repeat (LRR) family protein
Molecular function (GO): protein binding
Source: RefSeq, a predicted model, not a curated record